UGGCACAAGAGUUUGUUGAAAACUGUUGGCGGUGGUUUCGCAAUAAAAACACAUUUGUUGUGUUCUUGUCUUCUGGAUUUGCUUCUUUAACACAAAACCUACCUUCCUUCCUGCUUUUACAAUGACAACAUCCAAGCGUCUAGCAGAUAGAAAGGUGGAGAGGUUCGAGAAGAAUAUCAAGAAACGUGGUUCCGUGCCUGAAACUACCACAAAGAAGAAAGACUCAUACCCUGUGGGACCUAUACUGCUUGGGUUUUUCAUCUUUGUUGUGAUAGGAUCCUCUUUAGUUCAGAUAAUUCGCACUGCAACAAGCGGAGGGAUGGCUUGAAGUGUGAAAUCAUCAGAGUUUAUGAGAUUGAGAUCCAAUAAAGUUAAUAUCAACUUUACUAUUAAAUUUAAUGAUCUUGACCAUUGAAUUAAAUCCAAGGGUCAAGAUGUCUUCAACUUUACUAGUAAAGUUGAAACCAACUUUAAAGGAUCCUCAUUCUAGUGUAUGUCUUGUUUGUUAUCGAGGUAAACGGGUGAAACGUGUAAACGGAUUGUCACUAGUUUCUACAUUUUUGCGUAGGUUCGAAACUUGUUAAAAGCAAGUGAAAAAACUAUAUAUGUGACUCAUGUGUGUUCUGUGCA
Messenger RNA from Erigeron canadensis, 630 nucleotides. Its product is annotated as probable stress-associated endoplasmic reticulum protein. Lineage: Eukaryota; Viridiplantae; Streptophyta; Magnoliopsida; Asterales; Asteraceae. Bases 122 to 328 code for a protein of 68 amino acids. The transcript has 3 exons. The record is from RefSeq and is a predicted model, not a curated record. Gene Ontology annotation, cellular component: endoplasmic reticulum. Gene Ontology annotation, biological process: endoplasmic reticulum unfolded protein response.